AAAGUUUAGUAAUCCUUUGUGAUGUCGCGCAGUGACGUACUCGUCUAUGUUUUAUUUCAUACAGUGGCUAUAUAUAGUGUAUCGGAGGGGUUCAACAGACUGAACCUAGUCACAUCAGUCGACCAAUAUAUGAAUUUAUGUCUUGAUGGAAAAUAUCACAAGGACAGACCAACUAUAGAAACUGGAUUGAAUAAAUCAGUUUGCAACUCAUGGGCAUCUUUAUCUUGUUGCAGUUCUAUGAAUUUCAAUAAUGCAUCAAGUACAAGUCUUUACAGUUUUACUCACUCACAUUGUGGUAACAUGAGUGAAAAGUGUCAGCAAGUAUUCAUAAAUGAUCUGUGCUUCUACCAAUGUUCCCCAAACCUUGGUCCUUGGCUUGUCAAAGUCACAAGAAAAAUUAGCAGCGAAAGAAUGUAUCACGUUCCUCUGUGUCAAUCUGAAUGUAAUUACUGGUGGGAUUCUUGCAAGAGUGAUAGCACGUGUGUGACCAAUUGGCACACACAUUUUAAUUGGUCAACUGGAACAAACGUGUGUCCACAAUCGAGUUCUUGUAGUACCAUUCAGUCAAUAUUCAAAGAUGCCAAAACGUUUUGUGAAUCAAUAUGGGAUGAUGGAUUCAAGGUAGUACCGGACAACGAAAAUUCUGGUUGCAUGGUGUUCAACGAGAGAUCAGGAGUCUCUAUCAUAGAGAACAACAGAAUAGUAGCUCAAAGAAGGGCCACGGAAAUAAUUGGUCUUCUAAAUGGCACUUGUAGAUCUUCAAUAAUGAACACAUUAUUGCUGCUACCUUUGUUAUUUGUAAUGAUCGGACACCUAUAAUGAACCUUCACCUGCACAAAUGAGAUAGGACUUGAUCGUUAUGGUUGAAUGAAGAUUAUUCGGGCACUUUUUAAUUUAAUUUCAGAAAUAUUUUAUAAAAUAUAGCGGAGUAUUUUUGACGAAUAA
Trichobilharzia regenti is the source of this 945-nucleotide messenger RNA. The record is from the annotation of a GenBank genome assembly. NCBI's taxonomy places the organism in Eukaryota, Metazoa, Platyhelminthes, Trematoda, Strigeidida, Schistosomatidae.